AUGGGUACACGUAAGUCUACGGGUAUGCAGAGGGUUGGUUAUUCGAAGGGUAAGGCUAAGAGUAAUGGGCUAGAAUUAAACAUGCCAGUGCAUGAUUCUGGGUCGAGAUUAAUGGUUGGUAAUUGUGUCAUUAAUGACGUUUAUUCCAAAGAUAAUGGAGCUGUUAAGCAGGAUUUUGAAUUACAAAACAAGGAUAAUGACACUUUAAUUUUGAAUUUAUCAUUAAAUCAGCAUAAUGGAUUGGGCUCUAGGGAAGAAAAUAGUUUUGGUCUUAGGCUAACUAAGGAGUUGGCUGAAGCCCAAUUGGUUAGUAACAGUGAUCGUUGGCCGAUUGACAAGAAGAAAAUUUCAUCCGAUGUCAAUGCAAGUAUUGCUGAAUCUAGAGCUAUGUUUGGUAAUUAUCCUUCUUUCGAUAUUUUGUAUCUUUUGCCCAAGGAAUCAUCUCAAGGUGUGGUUCCCAAUUCUGGGGAAAAUGUGUUUCACAGUUUGGGGAAUCGCUUUGGCAAUCUUGAGCUACUUGCCCUUGAAAAUCUUCCCGAGAGGAGUAAUGUUCUCCUGGCUUUGGCAAAUGAGAGCGCCAUAGGAACUAAGGGAGUGGGGGAAAGAGAUUACUUGGUUAAUGAAGUUAAUUGGAUUAGAGAUAUCGGAGCGUUGUUGCCUUCGUUACCAGUUCAAAAUCGCAACAGAGAGAAGAAGGCUUUGGCGAUUGAACUAGUCUCCAGAUCUGCUUCGGCAAUGACGAGGAGAAGGAGGAGCAGAAGAAGGAGAGUCUGUUAUCUGAAUAGUUAUGAGGUGGAUUUCAGCGGGGGACUGUUUCAUUUCCAGGAUGGGGAACCUACAACCAUUGUGCCCAUGGCUGGUGAUGUUGUGAUGUACACUGCUGACAGCAAAAACAUUCAUUCUGUUGAUGAGAUUACUGAUGGAGAAAGAAUCACGCUUACAUUGUGGUUCAGCCGUGAUGGAUCUCAUGAUGAAGAUGCUAAAUUGAUUUCUUUUCUCUCCCAAAAGCCGUUAAGUAGUUUGAACACCAAAUUUGAAGCAUACCUACCUAUGACAGGCUCCAAUAAUAUGUAUAGGUUUCCCCCUGAUAAAGCUUCAAAUUUGCAGUCUGAAUUUGACAUACGCUUUGCAAGGAUACACUUCCUUGGAUUCAAUCUUUAUUCUUCUCAGGACAAGAGUUUUUCAGCAGUAGAUUCAUCUUGCAACUUCUCAGAACUGCUGAUCAAGCCAUUACAAUUGGCGCGCGGAGAUGAGUUGUUUGAGAAGGAAUUUGUCAACAUAUUGCAUGCCCUUCAGGUGCUGCACUUUUACUUUUGGAAGGGCUCUGAAUUGCAGACAACCGAGGUUAAAGAUCAAACUAACAAUGUGGUAUUGGUAACCCACUCACAACGGGAGAAAAUUCAUGAUCUAAAACUUGUAUUUCUGAAGGAUCAUCAGGUGGCAGAGACAUUUUUUGGGGAUGUGUCUCGUGGCAAGAGCAUGCAGCAUUCGUUUGAUUGGGUUAGUUUUUCUGCUGCGGUAAUUGCGUGGGAAGCUUAUACCUGCAAGUUAGUAAAAGAAUUGCUUAUGAGCUUACCGUACUGGAAAACAAAUCAAGCUAUAUUCUCUGAUCCCUCGGGAGGUCCUGUGGAACAUAACAUUUGUGGUUCUUAAUAUCAACCACUUUUGGUCCCUGAUCUAUAUGUGUAAGCAAUCCUUUGGUAUGUAGUCACUCUAUGAGAAAGCGUGAAAGAUGAGAAAUAUCAAAAUGAUAGAUCUGAUUUUUGUGGAUAUUUACUUUUGUAUCUAUAAUAGUGGUAAAAAUACUAA
Molecule: messenger RNA, 1809 nt
Organism: Ilex paraguariensis (yerba mate)
Lineage: Eukaryota; Viridiplantae; Streptophyta; Magnoliopsida; Aquifoliales; Aquifoliaceae
Source: the annotation of a GenBank genome assembly